This is a messenger RNA of Aspergillus ibericus CBS 121593, 624 nucleotides long. RefSeq lists its product as uncharacterized. The record is from RefSeq and is a predicted model, not a curated record. NCBI's taxonomy places the organism in Eukaryota, Fungi, Ascomycota, Eurotiomycetes, Eurotiales, Aspergillaceae. The transcript has a single exon. The coding region runs from base 138 to 512 and encodes 124 amino acids.
UCGGCCAUUGUUUCGUUUUUUGUUUCUGGUUCUGGGUUGAUUGAGAGAUGGGGGUUUUCUCCUCCUGGAUUUGUUCUUGUUGUUGAAUGGCGGUGGUUGUUGGUAUGGGGAUUAGUUUGAACGGUUGAAUAGAUGGAAUGGAGGAAGCUUGGAUGGACGCGCCCGAGACGCGCGCAUCACGUGAUUUAUAUAGAUUCGGCCGCCAGUCGGAGGGACUUGUUCUCUACCUGUUUAUUUCUUCAAUCCUUCCAAGUAAUAGAUCUAUUCGGGACAAGAGUAUACGUAAUUUUAAAAUCGAUAGUGCAGUAGUUCUGGCCACGCCAACCGACCAGGUCUCCGGUUGUAUACUCCCCAGUGUCGGCUCCAAGUUGGCCCGAUACUAUGGUCUUAUAGACCACCGCAUGUAUCGGAAUAGCACGUUGGCAUCGGUGUAUUGGCUCAUCCAGUAUCACCGGGCCUUCUCGUGGAACUACUCGAAGCGCACCAAAGCCACGGACAGAGCGAAUAUAUAAAUAUAAUGUCCGACAGGCUCUAACAGAUACCAAUCCCGCUUGCGUCACUCAUCAAGCACUAGGACAGAAACAAGAGAACAGCAGAAUGAUUAAACGCCGCGCUCUCCCCAUU